CCCGCCGCGGCGCCACGGUCCGGUACCCGGGCCACCCACGGGGGCGGUGGGCCCUGCUUGGCCCCCAGCUCUGCAAAGCCCCGAAGGUACAUCCACCUAGGAGCCGGGCAGUUCGAGCACGAGGCCAGCAGCGACAGGGGCGGGCGGCGGGAUGGCGGCGGCGGGGAGCGUCCGGCGGCGAGUUUCCCAAGAAAGCUGAACUUAUCCCAAGUUUCAUGUGCAUCAGCUUGCACCCGGCGAGUCGGUGGCGAACUCUUUCCGUGCGGGUGGUCUUUGGGCGCGGGAGAGACGAGGCGGUGAUUGGAUUAAUCCGCGUGGGCGCAGCCCGGACCGGAUUCUGUCCCGGAUCGUGCAGCGUGGAGCGCGCAGUGUUGCCCUAGAAAGGGCGGGUAAGUGACGCGCAGCAGCCGGGCGACCGCCGGCCUCGAAGUGCGCGUCUUUGCGAGGCGUGCCGAGGAGCCUGGAGUCCAAGUUCCAUGACUUCUUCCCUCUUUAGGCGAGACUAGCUGGGUGCUGUGCCUCUCGGGGCUCACCCCCAGGCUUCGCGAUGGACGGCGAGAGCGAAGUGAAUUUUUCCAGCAACAGUUUAACCCCUUCGUGGCGGAGGAGGUCGACCCCUCAGCCGCAGAUGCUGGGCCGGAGCAAGCCGAGACCCCAGUCUUACCAGAGCCCGAGCGGGUUGCUGAUCACGGAUUUCCCGGUGGAGGACCGGGGCCCGCUCCCCGUGGCGCAGACUCCCUCCCAGGUGCCCACCGCUUCGGACGGCAGGACGGUCCAGAGGAGUCCUCUGCUUCUGUGCACCCAUCGGAGGCCGGUGACCAAUGGGAGGACGGUCUCCCCGGAGUACCGGUCUGUCUCUCCUCGGCUCCGACGCCUGAAGUCACCGCAGACCCCCAAAGGGGCGUUGGGGGGCUCCCCGAAAUCCCCAGAGAAUGGUACAGUGAUUCCGCCCGCGCCGCAGCGGCUGCGCCCCCCACCUUCUCCUAACGCAUCCGCCCCCUGCAGCCCAGAGGGAGCCCGGGUCGGACCGACAGCGAGCCCCCUGCCUGCGCCCGCUGCAAACGGGCUCACUUGUCACGUCGACUCCCCAGGCUGCCGUUUGCAAUCCGGCCAGACAGCUAAGGACCCUGAGCGGGGACCCUCGCCCCAGAAUAGGUCUUUGGAGCAAAAACUCCCCCUCCAAAGGCUGCCUUCUCAGGAGAACGAGCUCCCGGAGACGCCUUCAGUGGUUUUGAGCACAAAUAGCCCGGCUGCCCUCAAAGUGGGGAAGCAGCAGAUAAUUCCCAAGAGCCUGGCCUCAGAAAUUAAGAUAAGUAAAAGCAGCAGUCAGAAUGUGGAGCCCCACAAGAGACUCCUCAAGGUGCGCAGCAUGGUGGAGGGCCUGGGGGCGUCGCUGGGCCCCUCGGAGGACGAAGGCGAGGUCGAGAACGACCUGGACAGCCCGGGGUCUCUGCGGAGGGGGUUGCGGUCCACGUCCUAUCGCAGGGCGGUGGUCAGUGGCGUGGAUUUUGACAGUCCUACCACCUCGAAGAAGAAGAACAGAAUGUCUCAGCCGAUUCUGAAAGUAGUGAUGGAAGACAAGGAGAAGUUUUCCAGCCUUGGAAGGAUAAAGAAAAAAGUGCUGAAAGGACAAGGACCAUUUGAUGGGGAAGAAAAUGCUGUCCUGUACCAGAACUACAAAGAAAAGGCCCUUGACAUUGACUCUGAUGAAGAGUCUGAGCCCAGAGAACAGAAGUCGGAGGAAAAAAUUGUGAUCCAGCACAAGCCACUCCGGUCCACGUGGAGCCAGCUCUCUGCUGUGAAAAGAAAUGGAUUAUCUCAGACAGUUAGCCAGGAGGAAAGAAAGAGACAAGAGGCUAUCUUUGAAGUUAUAUCCUCUGAACAUUCAUAUUUACUCAGCUUGGAGAUCUUGAUACGAAUGUUUAAAAAUUCUAAAGAACUGAGUGAUACAAUGACCAAAACAGAGAGUCACCAUCUUUUCUCCAAUAUUACAGAUGUCUGUGAGGCAAGCAAAAAAUUCUUUACAGAGUUGGAAGCAAGACAUCAGAAUAAUAUCUUCAUAGAUGACAUAAGUGACAUUGUGGAAAAGCACACGGCAUCCACGUUUGACCCAUAUGUGAAAUACUGUACAAACGAAGUCUACCAACAGCGAACACUGCAGAAAUUGUUAGCCACCAAUCCAUCUUUUAAGGAAGUAUUGUCAAGAAUCGAGUCCCAUGAAGACUGUAGGAACUUACCCAUGAUCUCUUUCCUCAUUCUCCCCAUGCAGAGGGUGACUCGCCUUCCCCUGCUGAUGGACACUAUCUGUCAAAAAACACCGAAGGACUCUCCGAAGUAUGAAGUCUGUAAAAGGGCCUUGAAGGAAGUAAGCAAGUUGGUUCGACUGUGCAACGAAGGAGCCCGGAAGAUGGAAAGGACAGAAAUGAUGUACACAAUUAACUCCCAGCUGGAAUUUAAAAUUAAGCCUUUCCCUCUGGUCUCCUCUUCGCGGUGGCUGGUGAAGAGAGGCGAGCUGACAGCCUAUGUGGAGGACACGGUGCUUUUCUCAAAAAGGACGUCCAAACAGCAAGUCUACUUCUUUCUUUUUAACGACGUGCUCAUCAUCACCAAGAAGAAGAGUGAAGAAAGUUACAACGUCAAUGAUUAUUCCUUAAGAGAUCAGCUAUUGGUGGAAUCUUGUGACAAUGAAGAGCUUACUUCGUCGCCAGGGAAGAACAGUUCCACAAUGCUUUAUUCAAGACAGAACUCUGCCAGUCACCUCUUCACUCUGACCGUCCUUAGUAACCACGCGAAUGAGAAAGUGGAAAUGCUGCUAGGGGCUGAGACACAAAAUGCAACCUGUCUGAAGCCAGGCAUCACCCCUGCCCACCGCUUACUCAGUUACUCAGUCUGGAGACUUGGUGUCACUUCUGAUGCUCCCAGUCUGCGCAGAUCCAUCACCGGCCAGCCCUUCCUGAGCGAGCGAGCCCGCUGGAUAACCGCCCUGGGACACAGCAGCGGGAAGCAGCCUCCUGACCGAACCUCACUGACCCAGGUAGAAAUCAUUAGAUCGUUUACCGCCAAGCAGCCAGACGAACUCUCCCUGCAGGUGGCCGACGUGGUCCUCAUUUAUCAACGUGUCAGCGACGGCUGGUACGAAGGGGAGAGACUGCGAGAUGGAGAAAGGGGCUGGUUUCCGAUGGAAUGUGCCAAGGAGAUAACAUGUCAAGCCACAAUCGAUAAGAAUGUGGAGAGAAUGGGACGUUUGCUAGGACUGGAGACCAACGUGUAGCCUCUCUGGUGGCCUUUUGCGACUGCAAGAUUUGCACUGCAUCGUGGUGGGUGGGAUGGUCCUGGGCUGGUGUUCUUCUGAGUUUUUACUGAAGAGUCUUCCGGCUGAUUUGAUUAAAAGGAGGAAAACAUUUGCCUUUAAGCUUGCCAGGUGGUUUUGCUCUCUCAGGAGAAUGGCUAGUUCGCCAAGCUGGGUGUGCGCACAACGAUCCUGUUGCAAACCUCUAGGCCAGGGGUCCUCAAACUACGGCCGCGGGCCACAUGCAAAUACAAAUAUUGUAUUUGUUCCCGUUUUGUUUUUUACUUCAAAAUAAGAUAUAUGCAGUGUGCAUAGGAAUUUGUUCAUAGUUUUUUUUUUUUUUAAACUAUAGUCCGGCCCUCCAACGGUCUGAGGGACAGUGAACUGGCCCCCUGUUUAAAAAGUUUGAGGACCCCUGCUAGGUAAACAGAGUAGCUGGGCAGGCAGUCCACAUGCGGGAUGCAGGGGCCUGGACUCCUCCCAGUUGCACUGCGUCUGGCAAUAAAACAUGUACAUACGAUGCUGUAUCCUGAUUCUCUAGCCUCACUUAACCAAGAAUGGGCUCUCGCUGUGUAAGCAUCGCCUUUAUGUGGUUUUCCCAGCAUUAGCAGGCGUCUCUAUCUUGAAGGAAUGCUCAGUUUUGUAUAUCCUUUUCCUGCUCUGACAUUUUAGGUCUGAUUAGAGUGCUGUGUGGAUUUCGAGAGAAACUGACAGAGUUCUGAAGGUGAGCAAAGUAUUUUUAAACCCUUUCCAGGGAAAGGGAAAUUGACACUUGAAUUGUGGCCACCUCUCUCCUGGUCAGCAGGGAAGGAAGGAGGCCUUACUUAUUUUUUAAAAAAUAUAUCCAUCGUACCCAAUAUUGGCCUAAGACAAGUAUAGCCUAAUAACACUACGCUACUUUAACAGCAUAAAAUUUAGAUGGUUCGCAUAUGUGAGAAAAGCUUAAAUAUAGGACAGUAAUCCCAACUGAGCUGAUACACGGACAUGAGGCUGCUUCGCCUUCAGUAAUGCAAGGUUUCUGACUGUUUCUCCUCCCACUCAUUUCCAAAUAGGAAAUGGGCUGACACACUUUAACACUCCCAAGGAAGAUCAGAUUUGGCCUUAAAAGGGACCAAGAAACCAGCAUGGUACUGAACUGAAACAUAAGUUUGCCUUUCAUGGGGGAACCCAUUUUCUCUGCACAAAGGCCUCCCUGGCUGGGUUUGGAGCCUCUCUUUACUGCAGGUGUCUGCAGAACUUUACUUCUUCCACUCGUGCAAGGAGAGAGAAGAGCCAUUUUAGAAGUGUGUUUCAGACGCAGGGCGUGAGGUUUGGAAGACUGAGAAGGGGAGAGCUGAUCUGUACCACCAGUUAUGUUCGCACUCUGCUCCAUUCUCUUCCACCAACGGGUAAAACCUGGCAAAGGAUGUAUUGUUCAAGGCCUCAGAUCUCUGUGUGACAUGCCCAGCUGCUGCCUGCCAACCAGUUACCCAAAUUGGCAGUAAAGUUGAAAAUAGUGCAGGAGGUAAGUAUAGUUGGCUCUCGUGCCCUGAGUUGCCACCUCAGCAGUGAGGCAGGGAGGAGCACCCUGGACCUUCUUGCCCUGAUGGCUCCCCUUUCCCUGUGCAUACAUUUCUGGGAAUAAAACACAUGCCAGGCCCUUGAGGUCAGGAAGUCACAGCAGGAGGCCGCAGCAAGAGAUGUUGGGGACUGAGAAAAAAAGAAAUCUGUCUCCUUCCUCGUUAACGUCAGAGACUUUUUGAAGGAGAGGGGAACAAGUUGUAAUCUAAUCUAACCUGAUGUUUUCAUGUAGGAAGGAAGGUCAAUUUGUUGCUUGCACAGGGAUCAAUUUUGUGUUAUUUUUGCUAAUACCCAGACGCUAAAAAGCAACUAAACGAGUCCUGUGAAUUAAUUUAUAAGUAGAGAUGUCAAACAGCUUUGGAAAUAUGUGCAUCUUAUAAGUCAAAGCCUUAUUGAGCAGGCAGGUUAAUACUGUUGUUAGGUAUAGUGUUUUACAGGAGGUAUUUAACACAUUCACAACAUGUGUCGUUUUUAUGCGACACAGUGCUGUUUGCCAACCUAGUUCAGGUUCUAGAAUAGCUUCUCUGAAUUGCACAAUUUCAUUCAGCGACCUGUGGAGAACAAAAAUACUCAUUUUUGUCCCAAUGAAUCGAGACUGCUUUGUACACUUUUGACGAAACAUGUGAAUUGAUAAAGAUUUUGUAUAUACGUG
Myotis myotis is the source of this 5501-nucleotide messenger RNA. RefSeq names its product Rho guanine nucleotide exchange factor 26 (gene ARHGEF26). Gene Ontology annotation, molecular function: guanyl-nucleotide exchange factor activity; protein binding. The record is from RefSeq and is a predicted model, not a curated record. Gene Ontology annotation, biological process: activation of GTPase activity. The coding region runs from base 548 to 3271 and encodes 907 amino acids. Lineage: Eukaryota; Metazoa; Chordata; Mammalia; Chiroptera; Vespertilionidae. The transcript is spliced from 15 exons.